This is a messenger RNA of Phaeoacremonium minimum UCRPA7, 1539 nucleotides long. RefSeq names its product putative dead deah box protein. Gene Ontology annotation, biological process: intracellular transport. The transcript is spliced from 4 exons. Gene Ontology annotation, cellular component: cytoplasm; nuclear pore. The record is from RefSeq and is a predicted model, not a curated record. The coding region runs from base 1 to 1539 and encodes 512 amino acids. Lineage: Eukaryota; Fungi; Ascomycota; Sordariomycetes; Togniniales; Togniniaceae. Gene Ontology annotation, molecular function: GTPase activator activity.
AUGGCAGACGAUCCACACAACACGAGCAACGUCUCCGACGAGCAAGUUGACGUUGAAACCAAAGAAGACGCCGAGACAGCCGCCGCGCGGGAAGAGUUGAAGCAGACCGUCAUCUCAGAAAGAACAGCAAAGACAGCCGACGAGGCAACAAAAGACGAGAUGGUGGCUACACGAUCUGGCGGACGAUACGGCGCCGAUGCGCCGCCCAAGCCCGACGAGGCGAGAACGAAGACGCCCGAGCGCGAGGUCUCGGAGAACCAGAAUGAUCUACUGAAGGAUCAGGUCUCUUCCCCCAAGAAGAAGCGCGCUCAUGACCAACUCGACGAGCCGAAGGACAGCGCUCAAGACAAGGCCGCCGGUGAGGGGGCUAGAUCUGAGCCAGAGAAGAAGCGCCCCAGAGAUGGCCAGCGCGGCGACGACGAGUUGAGCAAGGGCUCACAGGACGGUUCGGAGCCUUCGCCCAAAGAGCAGAAGGACAGUAUCCCGGCAGCCGAGAAGACCGCCGCGACCGACAAGAAGGAGAACACACCACCAGUCACAUCUUCAACCGCAUUCGAGAAGUCAGGUUUUGCCAAACUGUCUGCCGCAACCACAUCUCCAUUUGGAGCUUUAGGAUCUUCUACAAAGAGCGUUUUUGGUGGAGCUAGCGCCUCUCCCUCACCGUUCGGUGCGCUGGGCGCUGCAUCUGCUGCGAAACCCCCUACUCCCAGCCUGAGCUUCGGCAAUGGCGUCGCAGCCUCUCCCUUCGCAAGUCUCAACGGCCCCUCCAAGGGCUUCGGCAGUCCAUUUGGCGGUGGUAGCGCAUUCGGCAGCGCCCUGUCUGGCGGCAAGCCUCUGUCGAGCUUCGGCAAGCCUGGCGAAGUCCUUAAGAGCGACAAGCCAGCCAAGCCGUUCGGUGCCCCAGAGAGCGAUGCUGAGGAUGACAGCAACGAAGACGACGACGAGGCUGAGAAUGAGGCUGAGAACGAGAAGGAGAAAGAUGAGGGCGAUAAGGAGGACUUGAAGGCUGCAGCUGAAGAGAAGAAGAAGCUGCGGCUGCAACGAGUGGUGGUCGACGACGGCGAGGCAGGCGAAGUUACCAUUCUUGCCGUGCGAGCCAAGAUGUUCUACCUCGAUAAGAUUACCGCUAAGGACGGUAAAGAGGAACCUGCUUGGAAGGAACGCGGAGUUGGCAACUUGAAGAUCAAUGUCCCAGAGGAGUGCGUGUCUUUCGGCGAUGAUGGCGCUCCCAUUCCGGGCUCGUUCGAUGCCUCGGAGCUCGAGGAUGACGGCGACAAUGACGAGGGUGAGGGCAAGGCUAGGAAAGUUGUCCGCCUGAUCAUGCGUCAGGACUCUACCCUUCGUGUCAUUUUGAAUACAACUAUCGUUCGAGGCAUGGACUUUCAAGAAAAGAGCUCGCUAAAGUCGACAACUGUUCUCUUCACAGCUUUCGAGGGCGAGACAGGCAAACCCACGCAAAUACAGAUGAAGAUGAACGCCGCCAACGCCAAAGUCUUCCUGAACGAGGUAGAGUUUAUCAAGCGAGAGCUCGAAUCAUGA